AUAUAUUUUAUGAAAAUUUGUGACAGAAUACUAUGUGAGAUUUGAAAUUUUGUUUACUUUAUUGAUGGUAAAACAGCAUGCAAAUUGCUAAAAGGACUUUAUUAAUUUUAGAUUUAAACACCGUUAUUUUGUUGGCAUUUUGUCUAAAGUUUGGUGAGGAAGGACUGUAUGCAAUAUAUCUAAUGUUUUAUUGCAUUAUAAUUUGUCCUUGCAAAUCCCUUUUUUUACACCUUAGAUAAACAAUUCUGUCAGAGGCACAAUUUAUUGUUUAUUUUUCACAUUGUGUGUCAACCUUUGGCAGGGUUUGCAAUAAACUAACUGAUUUUAACAUAUACAAUGAGAGAGAUUUGUGUUUGACAUUGAUCAGCUUUUUUGUAUAUAUGUGGCGAUUUGAGUGAUUUAAAUUUUAUGGGUGAGAUGUAUGUUGAAAUGCUUUAGGAAACUUCUUUCCGAAUAAUUUUCGCAUUUGUCAGAUGGUCAGAGCAAGUAAUUUUAGUAGAUUUAGAUUUUAAAUGUCACAUAAAUACUGCAGUUCCUGAAAACCUUCAAUUUUUUUGGUCAUUUAUAUAAUAAUGCAGAUGUAAGAUGCGCACUCCUGUAUUGUUUGUUUUUUGAUGGACGCAUAUCUGCUACAUAAAUUAAAUGGAAUACAGUGGAUUCUUCCACGGGAAACAGCUAGUACCAAGUACAAUCGCAAAUAUCUCAUCUCUCAUACCCAGCAUUUACUUCUCACAAAAAUGUAUCAUCACAGCAUCUAUUGAAAGAAAGUCAAAAGAAUUAUGCAAGAAAAAGAAUGGUAGUGUUUUAUAUGGGACAUUAUUUGAAGAUAUGAAUAACUUUAGUAUUGAGGCAAUUUGGAAUGAGUUGAAGGUAUCUCAGCCAUUUUUAAUAGAUGUAUUUGCUGCUACAUCUGGAUUACAACUUAGCCCCGAUAGAUUGCCAGAAGUUGCAAAAGUCAAGUUUUGCUUCAUAUACUCUAUCCUAAUGAAUAUUAAAUGGGAAAAGCUAUAACUUUUUCAAAGACUUAACACAGUUUCACUAAUAGAAGGCGGUGCAAGUAAAAAGCUUCAGCAAAGGUUACACAAGCUUGGAGUAGCUCUAUCAUACACCUCCCGUUCAUACCUGUUGAAUUUGAUUGGAGGACAUUUUUGUGACAAAGCAGUUAAUGCAGUCAAGGAAAACAAAUCAUUACGUGGUACUGGUGACAAUUGGGAUUUGCGAGUAUUAAAAGGCCACAUGACCAAGGAACUUCAAAAUGAAGAUAUCCAUUUAUUUGCCUCAAAUCUUUACAUUAAUAGAGUAGAUUUUAACCAUUUGUCCAAUGAUGCCCCAAUUCGUAAUUUAAAUGACUGUAAUCGUUGCGUUUUCCUGUUGAAUAGGAAUGAUUUAACAAGGCUGAGAAAUAAUUUCAUGGUUUUAGUUGGCAGAAUUUGCUUUGAAUACCUUCCGAAGUUCAAAUUUUUGAAAAAGGUAAUACCUAAACACAUCCAACAUGAAUUUUCAUAUGAAAUGGCAAAAAGCUCAGUUAUCAUCAGUUUACCAAUUAUUGAUGCUAAUGAAGUGAAAUAUGAUGAUUGUGUGAAAAUCCUCAGAACAUAUGAAAAUUGGAUUUUUGAGAUCUACAAAAAAAGUGGCAGAAUAAACGAAAGGGAGGUUGAAAAUCCUAUUUUUCCUAAAGACGAUGCAUCUAGACCUGAUCAACCUGGAGCACAUUUUCAGUCAAGUGAAGAUGAUCCUAUGCGAGAAAUGAAAAUUCCUUUUGCGGGAGAUCAAUUGACCCGUGUAAGGUUUGCUGGUGCUAAGGAUCUACUUGCAGAUGCACAUACACCAACUGACAGGUUUGAGCACUGCUCUCCGUUCAAACCAGUGAUGUGGCACUGUAAAGCAUCUUUUCUACAGGGAUGUUAUAGUAUGUUAUACGACAGCACUUCAUUUAAUCAACAAGGCACAUUAAAAUUCUUCAGAGAGAAAUAUAACCGUCGAAAUGUAACUCCAACAAAAGUCUUAGAUUCGUACGAUGGUUGCGAAGAAUUAUUAAUAAGUGUUGGAAAAGCAUAUAUUGUUGUAGGGUUGAUGAAACACUUUGGAAUGGCCAGCCUUGAUAGUUACCCUACAUUGAAUAAAUUUAAUUCAAAUAUGUGUCACAAAGAAACAACUGAAAUACAGAGCUACUACAAUGAAUCCAUUGGAUCUUUUGUUGACAAUUACAUUUUUCAGAAGGGGCAAUCUCCUGAACCAGGUGAAGAUGAAGAUUAUAUAAAAAAUUAUGCAUUGUUGGUGUCAUAUCUAACUAUGAUUCUACUGCAACUGAAAGAUACAGCAGCGGAAGGUGAUGGUGAAAGAAAUUUGACCAAUCAAAAAUUGCUUAUGCCCAUAUUCAAGUCAUUUAAUACACACAGCAAGUAUGCAUUGGAGAUGUUUGUGUCCAUAGCACAAAUAGAGUGCCUAUCAACACCACGUUUGUCUGCACAACUCAAGUGGGGCUUUUUUGUAACUGGACGGGUGGUAUGGGUCGAAAUAUUGAAGAUGAUUUAGCUCAAGAGAUUUCCAACAACAUUAGUAAGAAUGUAGUAAAAAGAUUAGGUGCAAACAAAUCCUUAACAUCUAUCAGCACAAUUUGCAAAGCAACAACAGGAAUCAAGGCACUUCUAGAAAACCUUGACAAAGUUCUAAAUGUACCAAAAAACAGUUCAAGACACACAACCACAAGCCCUUAUGAGGAUGAAUUACAAAUGAUCAAUGAUCUACUACAAUUAGAUCCAUUUGAAUAUACACCUGGACGCUUUCAUCCAUCAUUUAGAAAUAUAAAAAGAAGCCCUCAGUUAUACCUUGACACUAAUCAUUUCCAUCAAUGGCUUACAAAGCAUAAAAAGCAAGUUUCUGGAAUGUAAAAAAUGUAUAU
This is a messenger RNA of Hydractinia symbiolongicarpus, 2902 nucleotides long. RefSeq lists its product as uncharacterized. The transcript is spliced from 2 exons. Lineage: Eukaryota; Metazoa; Cnidaria; Hydrozoa; Anthoathecata; Hydractiniidae. Bases 1237 to 2535 code for a protein of 432 amino acids. The record is from RefSeq and is a predicted model, not a curated record.